Molecule: messenger RNA, 3879 nt
Organism: Octodon degus (degu)
Lineage: Eukaryota; Metazoa; Chordata; Mammalia; Rodentia; Octodontidae
Gene: Slc35f1
Product: solute carrier family 35 member F1
Exons: 7
Coding region: 2-1363 (453 amino acids)
Biological process (GO): transmembrane transport
Cellular component (GO): membrane
Molecular function (GO): transmembrane transporter activity
Source: RefSeq, a predicted model, not a curated record
GAUGUUGAUCUCUGUGGCCCUGGGCCAGGUACUGUCCCUCCUUAUUUGUGGAAUUGGCUUGACCAGCAAGUACCUGUCAGAAGAUUUCCACGCCAACACACCAGUUUUCCAGAGCUUCCUCAAUUAUAUCCUUCUCUUCUUGGUCUACACCACCACCCUUGCAGUCCGACAAGGAGAAGAAAACCUCCUGGCCAUUCUGCGGCGAAGGUGGUGGAAGUACUUGAUCCUGGGCCUCAUUGACCUGGAGGCCAACUACCUGGUGGUGAAGGCCUACCAGUACACCACGCUGACCAGUGUGCAGCUCCUGGACUGCUUCGUGAUCCCGGUGGUGAUCCUGUUGUCCUGGUUCUUCCUGCUGGUCCGGUACAAGGCCGUGCACUUCCUGGGCAUCGUGGUCUGCAUCCUGGGCAUGGGCUGCAUGGUGGGCGCUGAUGUGCUGGUGGGGAGACACCAGGGAGCAGGGGAGAAUAAGCUGGUGGGGGACCUGCUGGUGCUGGGAGGGGCCACACUGUACGGCAUCUCUAACGUCUGGGAGGAGUACAUCGUCCGCACUCUGAGCCGCGUGGAGUUCCUGGGCAUGAUCGGGCUGUUCGGUGCCUUCUUCAGUGGAAUUCAACUAGCCAUCAUGGAGCACAAGGAGCUGCUGAAGGUCCCCUGGGACUGGCAGAUAGCUUUAUGCCCAUCGUCAUCAAGAAGACCAGCGCCACCGCCGUCAACCUCUCCCUGCUCACGGCGGACCUGUACAGCCUGUUCUGCGGGUUGUUCCUGUUCCACUACAAGUUUUCAGGGCUCUACCUGCUGUCCUUCUUCACCACCCUCAUCGGGCUGGUGCUGUACUCCUCCACCGCCACCUACACGGCCCAAGAUCCCCGCGUGUACAAGCAGUUCCGCAACCCUGCGGGGCCUGUCGUGGACUUGCCCGCUGCGGCCCAGGUGGAGCCCUCGGUCACCUACACCAGCCUGGGCCAGGAGACCGAAGAGGAGCCCCGCGUGCGCGUGGCCUAGGCCGGCCUGCGUUCACCGCCAUCCCCGCCUUGUACAUAGAGAAAGGUAUUUACUAGGUGCAGCCCACGCAGGUGGCCUGCGAGGUAGCAAUCCUGGGAGCCUGGAGAGGCGCAUGCGAAGGACCGCCAGGGCCCAGGCCUGGUGCACUGCCUGGAGCCACUCAGCGGUGCGCACACUGUCCCACCCCCACGUCAUUUCCUGUGACAAUGUCCUGAUCAAAAUCUGUGUCCUCCUUGUCAUGAGCUGUAAGGUUGCCGUGACGCCCAUCCCCAGGAGGAUCUUCCGGCCUCCUGACAGGACCAUGGCCAGGGCCCACACAUCCACAGAAGCCCACUGCACUGCGACAGGUCACCUCUGAGGGGUCUUGCUCUAGCCCUGCACAGGCGCACAGUGACACAUGCCACAGAAGGGCCACCCUGAGAAGUGCCACAAGAGAACCUGGGCCCAGAGGCUGUGGCUCUCUCACCCUGCUGACCGCCUGCCUGCUCAGUGAGUAUUUCGUGCUGUGACCCUCAUGGGGAGGGGUGACUGACCACACAAUUCUCUAUUCUAGGAAUAGAUUUAAACAAGUAUUUUAGCCUUUUGAUAUUUCAGUCUCUGGUUACCUAGGCUGUCGUCCUUCUUUUGGGCCACGUAAUUCAGCUAAUGAAGUCCCUGUAAUAACAGGACAAGAACUAUCCCGUGUCUGUGGCUUAGGGAGCCCCCAGCAUAGGAGCGUUUGUGUUUAGGGUUACACUUGCUUUCACAAUUUUUCUACCCCUCCCUAAAUCGUCUCUUCAAAACUUUUUUAUUCUCCUAUUUCCUUUUCUUACUCAUAAUAUGGAAAUUAAUCACGGCACAGAAAAAAGCCAUAUUCCUCAAUUACAUAGCACCUUUUGGAAAUGUACCAGCCUGGAAAUUACCUUUAUUUUGGAGCAGCACGGGUUAGGCCACCUCCCGAGGUCAUGGUGCCCGGCAGAGCCGGCUAGACGGCAGCUCAGUCACAGAGGCAGAUGUCACCAUUGGAAAGUCCGCAAGGUGGUCCUGCUUGACAGGCAUCCAACAGCAGAGCGCACUGACGCAACAUCCCCAUGGAUGAAGAGACUGCUGCAGGGCCCCACGAGCCCUGCGCAGUGUGGCUCCAGCCAAACUCAGAGCCCUUACAUGGCUCCUUCAUUCUAAACCAGGCCCCCAAGAACCGCAGACCGUCACUUGGAACAGGCUCACAGGCGGGGUCACAGGCUGGGCUGACUUCAGGGCCGUCUGAGGGUGCCAGGGCCUGCAUGGCGCUUAUGUGCCCUUGGCGAUUCCAAUCGAUGCCUUUUAGGGAGGUAAACAACACAAAGCCACUGGAGUCUGUAGACAGCAGGGUGGGUGCAGGCUGAGGAGGCCUGGAAGUGCAGGCACACACAGCCGGCGCUGUCCCCAGCGCUUCGGCAGCCGUUUUGCUUGACUCCUCCAGGCCAGGGUCCUGUCACAGAAGAUGGCAGGGAGACCCCCCUCAUUCCAUGCAGGCUUCACGGUCACUGCUGCCCCCCAGGAGCAGGCGUCCUGUGCUGCGGGGUCCAGGUCAACCUGAAGCACUGUCAAAUCAAAACGACCUUGCUAUCUUUCAACCAAUUAAAUACCUUUCUCUGAAUGUUUUUCUUAAUUCACAUCGAAGACUUUUGAAGAUUGUGGUUUAAUUUUUGUGUUUACAUUCCUUUGGUUUGCAUAAUUUGCUUGAGUUAUUUCAUUUGUAGUAUUUAUUUUAAGCCAAAUGUUUUUGUCUUUUUGACUCAUUUUUAUGAUGCUAAAUUGUGGACGCUUAGUAAAGUCUUAUGAAAAGCAAGUGGCUGGAACAAUUUCAAAGUCUACUCAGUGGACUGGGAAUUUUUUAAAAAUUCAAAUUUCCAAAGGUUUGCAACUGACCAACGACUAAGGCUGCCAUCUGAGUCUUUUUCUAGGAUGAUUAGACUGACUGCUGUAGGGAGACCAGCGUGAAGGUCAUGGCAAACUCACUGCCAGCCCUUCGUCACAGGGCGUCCUGGUAAUCAGCCCUUCAUGUCACCAGGUCACCUCACUGUGUUGGUUUGUCUCUAUUUACAAGGCUGCACAGGCACUGAGCUGUCUGUGACCAGGAGCUCAGACUCACCCUGAGGAGAAGAGUAGCAAAGGACACACUCUUUUUCUGUGUAAAAACGUCGAUCCUUUGGGAAUGGGGCAGGAAGUGGGAGUAGGACAGUAUUAAUUUUAGCACUCCUAGUUUCUGAGAUUUUAUAACCUCAGUAGAAACCAGCAAAGCUGUCAGCUUCUCAGUCCACCCUCACUCUUCCUCGCUGAGAUGCGACUGCGAGAUCUGUGUCAUGCAGUCACACUCUCCUGAAGCGGCCCGCGCCCCGGGAAGUGGUGGUCCGCACGGUCUCACCGAAGUCUUGGGCUGGGGACAGCUCCUCUUGGUCACGCCUUCCCCGGCUCCGCUCUACGCACUCAUGCGCUAGACCACACAAGGGAACGGUUUGCAGCACUGUGUCCCACGAAAAUGUUUCAAUGUUUAGUUUAGAUAUUGCUAACUUGUGCUAUUAACCUUCUGACAGGCGUGUAGUAUUGUUUGUUUGGGUUUAUUUUUUCUUUGUAACCAUUUAGUAGUCCCAGCUAGACACCAGUACAGAUUUUACCCCAUGGGUAGGAUUCUAUUGUUAAGCCACAUAACAAAGCACACUAAUCCUGACACUGCAAAUGGAAAAAUAUGAACCAAAAAAGGAAAAUUACACUAAUAAGCUGAACAAACUGUCCGUUUUUGAUAUUUGCAUGCUCCCCUCUGGACUGGCUGUGGCAAGGUAAUGCCUGUAUAAUGUUUUCACAUAAAAAUAAAUGCUUUAUGAAAACGCAGAGUUCUUGGAUUUCUUCACUGUU